AAAGAUCUCCAUUCCCAUCUUCUUUGCUAAGUGUUUUCUAUCAACUUACAAUUUGAGAGAGAGAGAGAGAGAGAGAGAGAGAGAGAGAGAGAGAGAGAGAGAGAGAGAGAGAGAAGAUGAGUGUAGAACUGUUAGAUGGCGCCACCAUCCGCGCAUUCGUGGAGGACGAGCAAGCCUUCAAUGUCUCCGUUGAUGACCGUUUCAGAAGCCUCGACACAGACCACGAUGAUCUCCUAUCCUACACAGAGAUGAUGGAGGAGCUAAAGAGUCUUAGGGUCCUAGAGACCCACUUUGGCAUUGACGUUGUGGAAUCGAAUCCUGAUGAGAUUGCACUCAUCUACCGUUCCCUUUUCAUCCAGUUCGAUCAUGACCGCAACGGGUCCGUCGACUUGGAAGAGUUUCGGGCGGAGACUAAGAAGAUGAUGCUUGCAAUGGCAAAUGGGCUGGGAUUCUUGCCUGUUCAGAUGGUUUUGGAAGAGGAUAGCUUCUUCAAGAAAGCCGUCGAAAGGGAAUCAAGCGUGCUCUCUGCUUGAGAACUUUUGCUUGCCACAAGUUCUUCAAUUUUGCAUGUUGCAUGUGUGCCAGUUUCCUAUCUUUGCACUACGUUCUGUUUAAGUUUUUUCUUUUCUAUUCUUUUCUUUUUUGCUUUUGUACGUGAAAGUGAGAAAACGUAUCUUUUGUAGUGUGGUUUCUACUUCUGGGGAGAUUUUUACAUAUUGAGGUUUAUAUUAGGAUAUCAUUGGAAAAAUCUCACCAAAUAUAAUAAUAUUUUAAGUUAAUUUAUAAAUUUUGAAAAAAGAAAUUACUUUCU
Molecule: messenger RNA, 811 nt
Organism: Magnolia sinica
Lineage: Eukaryota; Viridiplantae; Streptophyta; Magnoliopsida; Magnoliales; Magnoliaceae
Exons: 1
Coding region: 117-533 (138 amino acids)
Molecular function (GO): calcium ion binding
Source: RefSeq, a predicted model, not a curated record